AUGAUACAAAGGAUUGCCUUCCUCUACACACGACAGACCGACUACAUACUCGGACAUCUCGCCGAGGAGUGUUGGGACAUGUCUUCAAAGAUACAAAAGGUGCAACUAAUCAUCAACAAGAUUGAUAACAUCAACAAGGUCAUGAGAGAGUCCGAUGAGUUGUUGGACCACUUUGUCUCAAUCAUCUCGGUCUCGUUAAACAAGCUGAUCAGGACCAUCCCCAAUCUCAUCAAGCGAGACAUCAUCUCCAAUCAAGAGGUCAUCACAACGUUCUUGGCGACACUGGACUACAAGAAGGAGAAGGAGGUGCAGGCACAGAUUGUCAAGUUCAUCGAUCAAUCAAUCAUUACUAAGUGUUUGGCGUUACAGCAGGAGUUGGUCGACUCAGCAAUCAGCAUCAUCCCGAUUACUUUGCUCGGUGAGGAUGAUCCAGUCAACAUGACGUUGAAGUACACUAUUAAGGUCUUUGAAAAGACCAUGAAGAUCAAGUUCAUCAGACUGCUCUCGUUCGACAUCAUCGAGGCCAUCACCAACAACCUAAACAAAGGAUUGUCAAAGUACUUUGUCAAUGCCAAGUCAUCACCAUCUUGUGCCGAGGAUUACAAGACAUUGAUUGAUCAGUAUGCCGACUCAAUCAUUGGCAACUCUGCCGACAUUGAGAAGGAGAUUGACCGUGUCAACAAGGGCUACUUCAAUCUCUUAAAGAGCUACCACACAAUGCAACACGAGGACCUCAGGUCCAACUCUGCCAACACAUUCGUGUCGUUGAUCAACACUAGUGUCGAUCGAUACAACACACUCUACCUCGAGACACUAACCCUGCACUGCAAGCUGCGGUUCCCAUUCGACGAAAUCAAAGUGGACAGGAAUAAGUCAUACGCACAGGGCAUGAUGGGACCGGUACACUAUGGCAACUUUAGGAAACAAUCAUUCUUCUUCCAGAUCGUGACGCCCAAGAACGACAAGGAGAUGCAGACCGAGUUUCUCAAGCAGGUAAAGGCCACCAACGUGUCAAAGAUGGGUGUGCUGCCAUUGCAAGCCAUCUUCCAACGCAAGGAUGGCGCUCACGACGAGUGGUGGCUCGUGUACAAACAGUUCAGUCCCAUGCUCAAGUACCUCAAGGAGAGCAUCAAUAUGAUCACACUCAACGAGUCUGUGGAAAUGAUGACCCAGGUCGUCAAGGCCGUGGCCAACACCCAAUCCCUCGCGAUGAAGCAUGUCCAUCUCAGAUUGGAGUACAUCUACAUCGAUACCAGUACGACCAAGUUGUAUGUGGCGAUGUUUGGCGAAGUCGACAAGAACAAGGCCAAGUCGGUGGACCCUGAUCCCUACGACAUCAAAUGUCUGGGCAAGGUGAUAUGGGAGUUGCUGCCACGAGACUUUAUUCGACGAUUCAAGAUCGUCAGAUUUGAUUUCCCAAAGAAGCCACAUGGUACACUUGACAAGAAGAUACCAGUGGAGCAUCAAGAUGCUAUCGUUGAACUAAUCCAAGUAUGUUUUGAUCAAAAGACUGAUCAAGUAUAUCCAAAGUUGGAUCAACUUGUUAACCAAGUAAAUCUUGAUAAUGUUUGA
Acytostelium subglobosum LB1 is the source of this 1572-nucleotide messenger RNA. RefSeq lists its product as hypothetical. The record is from RefSeq and is a predicted model, not a curated record. NCBI's taxonomy places the organism in Eukaryota, Evosea, Eumycetozoa, Acytosteliales, Acytosteliaceae. The transcript has a single exon. The coding region runs from base 1 to 1572 and encodes 523 amino acids.